Molecule: messenger RNA, 1698 nt
Organism: Toxotes jaculatrix (banded archerfish)
Lineage: Eukaryota; Metazoa; Chordata; Actinopteri; Toxotidae
Gene: rasl11b
Product: RAS-like, family 11, member B
Exons: 4
Coding region: 171-917 (248 amino acids)
Molecular function (GO): GTPase activity; GTP binding
Source: RefSeq, a predicted model, not a curated record
UGCAUCGGUUUCAUCCGGCUCGUGCUCGUGUCGACUGUCUGCCUCUGUGGAUCCACGAAAUACAGGAAUAAACUUUACCUAUUUUAUUUUUCUGCGAAAAAAAAGUUUUUAUCUCUACUUUACUAUCUCUCCUUAUUUUUUGUACCGAAUUGACAAACCGGGGGGAAAAAAUGCGUCUCAUCCAGAACAUGUCGACCAUCGCAGAGUAUCCAGCACCCGAAUACUUGGUCCCUAACCGGGUCAUUAAAAUAGCUGUGAUAGGAGGCAGCGGAGUUGGGAAAACAGCGCUCGUGGUGAGAUUCCUAACAAGGCGCUUCAUCGGAGACUAUGAGAGAAAUGCGGGUAAUCUCUACUCUAGAGAGGUCCAGGUGGACGGAGAGCAAGUGACCAUCCAGGUUCAGGACACCCCUGGUGCGGAGAUGACAGAUAAUGGCAUCAGCGUACCUGACCACGUGACCUGCUCCAUCCAGUGGGCCGACGCCGUGGUGCUGGUGUACUCUGUGACAGACCGGCGCAGCUUCGACCUGAUCGAACAGCUGCACCAGCUGGUUGCUCGCGCCGGCGGUGCCAACAUGCCUCCGGUGAUCCUGCUGGCCAACAAGGCGGACCUGCUGCACCUGAGGCGGGUCGACUCCCAGCAGGGCCCUCUGCUGGCGGGGACGCUGGGCUGCUCUUUCUAUGAAGUGUCUGCCAGCGAGGACUACAGCCAGGUGCACGGUGCUUUCCACAGGCUGUGCUGCCAGCUAGCCAAGCAGCCGCCCCCUGCCUCCAACUCCUCAAACAACUCUGCCGGCGCUGCCACGGAGAAGAGGCGCUCGCCCCUCAUCCCCAGGCCAAAAUCCCCCAACAUGCAAGAUCUGAAGAGGCGUUUCAAGCAAGCGCUGUCUGCAAAAGUCAGGACUGUUACCUCGGUGUGAGGACUAGACAUUGAAAGUGGUCCAGGGUGGCCACAGAAAGAAAGAAAGAGUUGGAGGUUAAAGAGAAAAGAGGACAGAGAAGAUUUGUGCUUCUCCAGCGAAGUCCUGUUCCAGUCUGGCUGACGAAGGCAGAUGUGAGAUGAACGUCGGUGGGUUCUGUAUAGUGAGAGGCAGAUGAAUCUUUACAGAGGUAACGACCAGUGAGCUGGUGUCUGUCCUGACAAAUACCACGUGUGAGGAGAAGCAGCGAGGGACUUCGUCGCCUGCUCAGGAUAGAAAAGGACGACAGAGGAUGCAGAGGCAGCUGCGUGAGGCCGACUGAACCCCAGACUCUCUGCAUGUAAAACAUGUAAAAUCAAAAACUGCAAAUCAAGCUCACCUGGCAACAGCAGCUCCGAAGGACCCUACUGCUUAUUUUUAGCUGUGCUGCUCAUUGUGGCGGUACCGAAUUCAGACUGCCACUAAAGGGCACUGCUAAAUGCUGGUAUUAUUAUACCAGCCACUCGAGCCAGGGCUCUGUGCAGCUGUGUGUGCGCUCAGUCUAUUGUAUUAGUAUAUUUUUUGGCAGAAUCCAGAAGCAUCAUUGUGUAUAACAGAGUGAUGAGUAGAGGUUGUGUGUGUGUGUGCAUGGGGGGGGGUAUAGUGGGGCAAUUUAUUAUGUAGCAUGUUGGCGGUUAUUAUCACUGAUGCACUUUAUAAAAAGGAAUAGUCCAAAGGGCCUGUUGUUAUUUAUUUGGUACAAAUUCACUUUGCGUUCACAAUAAAAUGAUGAUGAAUUUGA